AUGGCAAAGACCUUGCGCUCGGCUCCCGCCACUCACACUUCUGUUCGCGGUCCUCGCCCCGCCGCUCCCGUCACUUCGCGCUUCGACUACGAUGCCUUCUAUGAUGGCGAAUUGGAGAAGAAGCACAAGGACAAGUCAUACCGCUACUUCAACAACAUCAAUCGUCUAGCCAAGGAGUUCCCGCGUGCCCAUACAGCCUCCGCAGAAGAGCGGGUGACCGUGUGGUGCUCCAACGAUUACCUUGGCAUGGGCCGCAAUCCGCAAGUCCUCGAGUCGAUGCACCGUACACUUGAUACCUACGGGCGGGCGCGGGUGUUGCAUGGAAAGGAGGCCGCGUUGGUCUUCAGCUCGUGCUUUGUGGCCAACGAUGCCACUUUGGCCACCCUUGGCAGCAAGUUGCCCGACUGUGUGAUCUUGUCGGACAGUUUGAAUCAUGCCUCGAUGAUCCAGGGUAUUCGCCACUCUGGCGCCAAGAAGAUGGUGUUCAAGCACAACGACUUGCAAGAUUUGGAGGCCAAGCUGGCUUCUCUUCCGCUGCACGUCCCCAAGAUUAUUGCUUUCGAGUCCGUGUAUAGUAUGUGCGGCUCCAUCGCCCCCAUCGAAGCCAUUUGCGACCUGGCCGACAAGUACGGUGCUAUUACCUUCAACGACGAAGUUCAUGCCGUCGGCAUGUACGGCCCCCACGGCGCGGGUGUUGCCGAGCACUUGGAUUAUGACAUCUAUGCCUCGCAGGACACCGCCACGCCUAAGAGUACCAAGGGGACAGUCAUGGAUCGCAUCGAUAUCAUCACCGGAACUCUGGGUAAGGCAUACGGAUGCGUGGGUGGCUACAUUGCUGGCUCUGCCAACCUGGUGGAUACCAUCCGCUCUCUGGCACCCGGAUUCAUUUUCACCACUUCUCUGCCCCCCGCCACGAUGGCUGGUGCCGAUGCUGCCAUUCAGUACCAGAUGCAGCAGCCUCGCGACCGGGUUCUGCAGCAGCUGCACACACGGGCUGUCAAGACUGCGCUGAAGGAAUUGGACAUUCCCGUCAUUCCCAACCCUUCGCACAUUGUGCCGCUGUUGGUGGGUGACGCUGAUCUGGCCAAGCGUGCUUCGGACAAGCUCCUGGAAGAGCACGGCAUCUACGUGCAGGCCAUCAACUACCCCACCGUUCCCCGCGGCGAAGAGCGUCUGCGCAUCACCCCGACCCCGGGCCACGUGAAGCCUCUGCGCGACCACCUGGUCCAGGCUGUGCAGGCCGUCUGGACUGACCUGGGCAUCAAGCGCACCAGUGACUGGCAAGCCCAGGGUGGAUUCGUCGGCGUGGGCGUCGAGGGUGCCGAGGAAGCCAAUCAGCCCAUUUGGAAGGACACCCAGCUUGGUGUGAAUACCUCUGAUUCUCUCGAGUCUGCCAUCGCUCGCGAAAUCAGCGCCGACGCUACCGAGAAGCUUUGA
Penicillium oxalicum is the source of this 1437-nucleotide messenger RNA. RefSeq names its product 5-aminolevulinic acid synthase HemA (gene hemA). Bases 1 to 1437 code for a protein of 478 amino acids. Gene Ontology annotation, biological process: heme biosynthetic process. The transcript has 2 exons. Gene Ontology annotation, cellular component: mitochondrion. NCBI's taxonomy places the organism in Eukaryota, Fungi, Ascomycota, Eurotiomycetes, Eurotiales, Aspergillaceae. The record is from RefSeq and is a predicted model, not a curated record. Gene Ontology annotation, molecular function: 5-aminolevulinate synthase activity; pyridoxal phosphate binding.